GGGCGCGCGACUCAGUCGCACCGCGAUCGACAGCGCAACAGCGGCCGGUUCGACUUCCGUCCACCUCACUUCAACUCAGGUGAGCGCCGACAUAUUCCCAAAUCGGUGAUCAGUCGAGACAGCUCGCGCCUUCCUAAUUGACGGUGGUGUAUUGCGGCCCGCGCAUCACAACUCAAAGGGUGUAGACCGCAUACGCUGCGGCCGCGACUCCUCAUCCGCCUGUCGCCCGUGACGCCCGCCACCCGCUCUACUUUCAUUCUCGCCGCAUGUCGCCCGCGUAAAAUCACAACCACAACUCAACACUCCACGCCGGGUUCAAUGAGUGGGGACGCAGAGUAUAUUUCAACAAACUUCAACAUGAGAAAUAAUGUCAAACCAUCGUUCUGGGGCCAGCGAACAAAGCUGGAGAAAAGAUUAAUGCUAUUAGCCGGCGUGGCUACAGUGCUGGCCAUAGCCUUCCUGGCAGCUUUUGUAGCAAGCUUGCUCAUGCGUACCACUGCCGACAUAAAUGACAUGCCACAAACUAGUGAACUAAGACUGUCUUCGUCUAUGCCACCAGCCGUCGUUGCCAAAGAUUCAAAUGUGAAGAUAUGUAACUCCCCAGGUUGUGUACAUACAGCGUCUAAACUGCUUCAAAAUAUGGACGACAAAAUUGAUCCGUGCGACGAUUUCUACGAUUUUGCCUGUGGAUCGUUUGUGAAAAACACUCGUAUACCAGACGACAAAACUUCUGUAAACACUUUCUCCAUCAUUACUGAUCAGCUGCAGGAACAGAUCAGAGCUUUACUAGAUGAACCAAUUGCGGUCGGUGAACCGAGGCCUUUUGUACUUGCCAAAACUUUAUACCAGGCCUGCAUGAAUAGAACUGCAAUAGAAAGUCGAGGUGUUCAACCAUUACUGGACAUGCUACGUAAUCUUGGUGGCUGGCCGGUCCUGGAUGGAAACUCCUGGAAUGACCGUGCCUUCUCUUGGGAGCAGUCAGUGUACAAGUUCCGUGCUGCAGGUUACUCCGUCGAUUAUUUCCUCGACUUCUCCAUCAGCGUUGAUGUCAAAAACUCUACCAAAAGGACCAUCGAUCUGGAUCAAGCCUCUCUUGGUCUAAGUAGAGAGUACCUGAAUCGAGGCUUCAGCGACAAAUUAGUGCAAGCUUACUACGAAUACAUGGUGGAUAUCGCAACUCUGUUAGGAGCCGACCGCAGCCGUGCAGAAGUUGAACUCAAAGAAUCGUUAGAAUUCGAAAUGAAACUGGCAAACAUCUCGUUGCCUUUGGAAAAACGACGUAACGCAACCAGUCUCUACAACCCAAUGACCAUCACACAGCUGCAGGAAAAGUUCCCCAAGAUCCCAUGGCUGGAGUACAUCAACCGUCUGCUAGCUCCACAUGUUACUGUUACCCACGAUGAAAUUGCCAUAGUCAGCGUGCCGAAAUACAUCUCCGAUCUUGAGGUACUACUUGCAAAGACACCGGCCCGUGUUCAAGCUAACUACGUAAUGUGGCGGGUGGCCGGUGCUUCAGUGUCGUACCUAACUGAUGAACUACGACGAAGACAAUUGCAGUACAUCACAGCACUAUCAGGGAAGACUGAGCGCGAGAGCAGAUGGAAGGAGUGCGCCGAUACAGCCAGUGUCAGUAUGUCUAUUGCUGUGGGAGCACUAUAUAUAAGAAAAUACUUUAACGAAAAGUCGAAAGCCAAUGCCUUGGAAAUGGUGAAUGACAUCAGACAACAGUUCCGUAAAACGCUGACAGAAGUGGAAUGGAUGGACGAGAAGACCCGUCAAGAAGCCCUGGAAAAAGCAGAUGCUAUGGAGUCACAUAUCGCCUACCCCAGUGAAAUGCUUGAUGACAACAAACUGACAGAGUUCUACUCUAGCUUGGAGAUGUCUUCAGAUAAACUCAUGGAAUCAGUUUUAAAUCUAACACUCUUCGGUACAGAGUUCUUAUUCAGCAAAUUGCGAGAACCUGUGAACAAAACUGACUGGAUCACCCAUGGACGCCCAGCUAUUGUAAAUGCUUUCUAUUCAUCUAUUGAGAACAGUAUCCAAUUCCCUGCUGGUAUCCUGCAAGGCGCUUUCUUCUCUGCGAAACGUCCGGCGUACAUGAACUAUGGCGCAAUUGGAUUCGUUAUUGGCCAUGAAAUUACUCACGGUUUUGAUGAUCAGGGUCGUCAAUUCGACAAAAAUGGCAACUUGGUAGAUUGGUGGCAAGAAAUGACUAAACAGAAAUACUUGGAAAAAGCUAAAUGUAUCAUAGAUCAAUAUUCGAACUACACCGUCAAAGAAGUUUCAAUGAAGUUAAAUGGUGUCAAUACACAAGGUGAAAACAUUGCUGACAAUGGGGGUAUCAAAGAAGCUUAUUACGCAUAUCAAGCAUGGACACAUAGACACGGCGAGGAAUCGCGUUUGCCUGGUUUAGAAAAAUAUUCACCAAGACAGUUGUUCUGGCUGAGUGCAGCUAAUACAUGGUGCACAGUGUACCGCAAUGAAGCCAUCAAACUGCGCAUAACCACCGGAUUCCACGCGCCAGGUCGCUUCCGCGUCGUUGGCCCUCUAUCGAACAUGGAAGAAUUCGCGUCCGACUUUAAGUGUCCAAUUGGAUCUCCUAUGAAUCCAGUCAAAAAGUGUAAAGUGUGGUAGUACAUUUAUGCCGCCCUCUACUUACCGUUAAAUUGAACUUAGUCGGUAAUCAGGUGCCAACGCGACCUGAGGAUGCGACUGAUCUAUCUGGCGAGCAAAACACAACCAUUUUAUUCGAUAAUACCAAACUCAAACAAAGUCUUCUAAGGGAAUGUUCAUUAUUUAUGAGUACUGAAGUAUUAUUAACUACGUUUCUGUAAUAAUUUUAAUUAACGUAUUAUUAACAAGCCAGCUGGUAGCUCGACAGCUGAUACUGUGCACAAAUGGUUAGUGCAAGUCUGUGAAUGUCCUUUGAAUGUGUAGAUGUCACUGAUGUUUUGGUGUUGUUUAAACUUGUAAAUAAAAUAGCUGAAUUCUGUUUUAUGGAACCUUUUGUAAACAUAAUACUAUGUGUCACGCCGUGAAUAUUGAAAUUCCUUUUGGAUGAGAUUUUAGACUGAGCACCACAUUUUUAUACGACGGGUAUACUUACAUUAUCUGUAGGUUUAAAAGCUUUAUAAAAUCGGUAAUACUUUAUUAUUCAUUUUUUACACAAACAAAUUUUGUACUUACUCUAUACGCUUUGUGCUAGUAUUACAAAAGUUCGUACCCACGCUAUUUAUUAUCUAUAUUUUUUAAAUAAUGUAUAUUGCCAAUUAUAAAAUAGAAUGUUGUUAGACUUUCAAAAUUGGGUAAGAAACAACACAGAUCCAAUAAUAUCUAUGAGAAAAAAUACCAUAAAUAAAUAUAAUAAAAGAUUCCUAAUACUGAUGAGGUACUCAAAAGUAAAUAAUAUAAAUUUUAUCCUUCUGGUUUAGUAUCACAAUUUAUUUCACAAAUAUAAAAUGUGAAAUAGUAUUGAAAAGUUUAAAUUAAAAAAGAAUGUUAAUGGAAAAAUUAUAUUUUAGUUUAUUUUUUUAUUGUUUAGUACUUUGUUUACUUUUCAAUGAAAUAUAUAUUUCUGUUCUUACGUUAAGACAUAAAUUUAUAAAGUAUAUAUAAUAAAUUUGUGUAGCAUAUGCAAUGCCAUCUAGCAUAAUAAUUAUAUUACUAUAGUUCUAGAUGGCGCUGUAAUAGAAAUAUGCGUAACACGACGGCAGAACAGAACAAAAUUUCAAUGAAAAGAUAUAAAAAGAACUAGAUCACCAAUUCACCAGUAGAAAUUAAUACUAAAUUUAUAUAAAAAGUACAAACAUUUAAAAUAUUGCCACUUUUACUAUAUUUGGUGUACCCGGCUACGAAGUGUGUUACUUAAACUUGUAGUGACUUAUUGUAUUAUAUUAAUUGGAUUGUCACAAGUAUUUUAUAUUUAUUAUAAGCUAUGAUAUUAGGUAACAGCGAAACUCGGUGGAACAUCAGGAAACAUUUAAUCUGUAAUCAGGCUAAUCUGUAGCUCUAACUAAAGCUACUAAGGAUUAACUGAAGUUAUGAUGAAUUUAUUUUAUCUGCAAAUGUAAUCUUACUCCAACUUAGAAAGGAUAGCAAAGUUCAUUUGUUCCAAUAGCCAUUACUCUAAUAAUUAAAAAGGGUAUCGAAGGAAUACCUGUCCUGUCCCUUUGUGGGAUAAACCAAUAGUGAUAAUUUAAUUUUAGUAUAAGUACCUAGUUAAGUAUAACAGUUUGGAUACAAUCGUAUUGUUGUAAAUCAUUGAAACACCAAUAUAAGGUCUUUUUAUCA
Galleria mellonella (greater wax moth) is the source of this 4290-nucleotide messenger RNA. RefSeq names its product neprilysin-2 (gene Nep2). Gene Ontology annotation, molecular function: metalloendopeptidase activity. Lineage: Eukaryota; Metazoa; Arthropoda; Insecta; Lepidoptera; Pyralidae. Gene Ontology annotation, biological process: protein processing. The record is from RefSeq and is a predicted model, not a curated record. The transcript is spliced from 17 exons. Bases 319 to 2634 code for a protein of 771 amino acids. Gene Ontology annotation, cellular component: plasma membrane.